CAUGUUUCAUGAUUGCUUGGAGACUACAUUUAAGUGUUUUUAUGCCAAUAAUAAAUGGUGUUAAUUCAGCAAUUCAAAUUAAAAUGUCUUCGGUUUAUAACAAAGUAAAUACCGAAUUCCGGGCAGCGCACUCUCUUGCUUGGAUUGGAACCGCGUCCGGCUGGUCCGGCAGCCGACUUAUGGCACGCGUACAUAUAGCUGGUAUAUUUGGCAGCCUGCCCGGCAAACAAAUAUCAUAAACAUUUGCCCCACCGAGUGGGGAGAGUACUGAGAUCCGAGAUCGAGAAUCGGGCAUUUCGAGAGAAUUUCGCUGCGAUUGAGAAUAUUUUCGAAUGGAGGCGAUGGAGAGCUCGGAGUUCAGUCGGUCGAAGGAGCACGCCCUGGGCAGUCGCCAACUAGAAUUGGAAAAAAUAUUUAGAAAACCGUAAAGGGAAUAUUUUCGAAAUUCCCCAAAUAUCUGCGGCAUGUUCAAAGUGUCACAGGAGAUGCGUCUGAACACGCAGGCCGCCUCCGCCAGCUCCUCCUCCAGCCAGAGUGGCAGUGGGAGUGGCCUGGAGGGCCACAGCCCGGAGGAGGGCGGUAUUUUUGGACGCUACCAGCGGACGCCCGAUGCGGAUGCCUAUCCCUCGGAAACGCCGCGGGUUUAUGUGGCGCCCGAGCUGACCGAUGCCGGCAAGGUGCAGCUGCUCCACUUUCCCAGCGGAGCGGUGAGGGUGAACAGCUCGAUGGGCUUCAUCAUCAAGCGCAACGGGGUCAAGGGGAACUUCGAGGUGCGCGUCGAGGGUCCCAGUGGCCAACCCAUCCAGCCUGUCCACCAGCAGCAGUUGGACCCGGAGCGCUUCCAGAUCGAUUGCCAGUUGGCCGCCGGAGCGGGACUCUACAAGGUGCACAUCAAGUGCAACUCCGUAACCCUGCCCCGGUCGCCCUUCAUUAUCGUGGCCAUAGCAGGCGCUCCGGAGUGCAUCGAAGGAAAGCCCGUGAACACUUCAGUGCCCAUCCCGGAUUCGGAUGCCAGUAAAGUGCACAGCCGCGGACUGGGACUGACCCAUAUGAGUUUGGUGGAGCGCAACGAGUUCACCGUGGACUGCAGCCAGGCGGAGAGCAACGUGCUCCUGGUGGGCGUGCUGGGACAACGAGGUCCUUGCGAGGAGGUGGUGGUCAAGCACUUGGGGCGCAGCAUUCACAGGGUCACCUACCGGGUGUGCGACCCCGGAGACUAUGUCCUGGUGGUCAAGUGGGGGGAGCAGCACAUACCGGGCUCGCCGUUUAGACUAAGUGCCGAGUAGGAUAGCAAAUAAAUGUGUGCGUAUAAAUCAGCUGACCUUGAUCGGGCGCUACUGCCAUCCUCCUUCCCGGAGCCAAACGCCUCGCCUCGGGGCCAUGUGCACUCUAAUGAUGAUUACUGGAGCAUUACGGGUACCACGACCAGGGCCUUUGUUGCUUUCCCCGGCACUAAUGACGUUCGCAUUUGGGCGCUGAUGCUGUCUUCGCCUCACAACCUAAUGAUGAUGACCGGCAAAUAUAGGUAAGCUGUAAGCCAGAACAAAUAGUAAUGUCCACAGCUGCGUCUCAAGCAAUAGUGGCGAUGUUUCCACAAACUCAAAACCAACAUAUUCAAGCGAAUUUAACGAAUUUCUUAUAAUGUACUUGUAAUGUAUGUGUCAUAACAUAAGUUAAGUAAGUUCAUUAUUUUACACCUAAAACAUAAAUUAUAUAAUAAAUUAAAUAUAUUUGUUGCACAUUUUGAAACUCAAAAACUCUGUUUUUGCAAACUGUGCGAAAAAUGUUCGCCAAAAAACAAAGGUUUUAAUUUUCCACUCAAAAUAAUCCGUGUUUUAGGCGAAUUUUUUUUUAAUGGUCCAAAAAUAGAAUGCCCUACCUUGUUAAACUCGUAAUAAAAUUUACAAUUAAUUGGCUUUCACACCUUAAAAAUUGUAUUUUUGACAAAUUUCCGCAAAAAAUAACGAAUAAUUAUUAAUCUUAAUUUUAGACUCCAAAAAAUCAGUGUUUUGGGCGAAACAAAAAAAGUAAUGGUCCAAAAGUGGAAUGUCAUACAUGGUUGAACUCGUAAUGAUAUUUCCAAUCAAUUGGCAUUUACACCUAAAAAAUUUUAAUUUUGACCAAUUUUAGCAAAAAAUGAUGAUGCUACCCCUGGUAAAAAAGUCGAAAAUUUGAACAUUUUUUACUUGUUAGAAUCAGCAAGAUAAUGAUUGCAAUCAAUGAUGUGGUUUGUUAACUAUCCAAAACAGUGUGCCUUUUAGGUCAUCGACUAUUUUUGACCAAGAUACACCAAGAAAGGUCAAAGAAAAAAAUCGAUUUUUGGUAAAAAACGAAGGUCUUAUUUUCCACUAAAAAAUGUCGUAUUUAAUAUAAGUAAAAUAUGCUACAAAUAUGUUUGGCCGAAUCCCCAAAUGCUAUGAAAAUAAACG
Molecule: messenger RNA, 2429 nt
Organism: Drosophila biarmipes
Lineage: Eukaryota; Metazoa; Arthropoda; Insecta; Diptera; Drosophilidae
Product: filamin-A
Exons: 3
Coding region: 465-1286 (273 amino acids)
Biological process (GO): actin cytoskeleton organization
Molecular function (GO): actin filament binding
Source: RefSeq, a predicted model, not a curated record